ACCAACCUACAAUACCACUACCCACAUAUACACCACCUAGACACCUAGACACACAGGGCUUUAACGUCCGACAAAGGGAACUAAAUAUACCCGUGUCGCCCAACUUCAAAUCCAAUUCUACCCUCUCCUACCAUGACCACCACUACACCAACUGAGGCAAUGCCACACCCCAUCCUCACACCAAUCAUAGUAGCCAGCUGUGUUUGCACAAGAGCGAGCACGAAAGAAACACCAGCAGCAACGCAACGCAACGCAACGACACUAUUAGUAAUGGAAUACUUCACUUCUAUUCUGGCCGCUUUUUGCCUCGUCACUUUGUUCUUGUCUCAAUACUCUCUGCUGGACGCCAAGGGAUGGUUUGCUGUUGUUGUCUCCUUCUGCGGUCUGAUUUACGUGCAGAGGCAAGACGUGCGCCGAGCGAGGGAACAAGAAGGGGCAGAAAUUGAGAAGAAACUACACGACUUUCAGAAAACGCGGCAGGAGAGGAAAGAAAUGACGGAGUGGUGGACGAAGGAAAAAGCUCGAGUGUACAGCAAUGGGGGAAGUGAUCCAACCGGUGAGAUCUUCAUCAAAUAUACCAGUCUCUUUGACCUCACCGCAAGUAUUGCCGACCGAGGUAUUUUGGACGAGUUGACGUCGAAGAACGAGGAGAUUAUGCGUCUGCGUCAAGAAAAUGGGUUGAAGCUGAAAGAACUUUACGAGAAGCUUAACAUUGAAAUGACAUACAACUCCAACGCAAUGGAAGGGAACAGAAUAUCCAGGUCCGAAACAGCAAUGAUUUUAUCCGGAUUAAUAGGUGGAGAAGGCAAGACGCUGCGGGAACUGGAAGACAUUGUUGGCCACGCCAAGGCUUUUCAGAAAGUUCAGGAUCUCGUCGCGACGAAAAAAUCCGCCGCCACCAUAAGUAUUCGCGAUAUCUUGAACAUCCACGAGCUCGUCCUCCAAAAUCACUCAGCGGGGGGAAAGUAUCGAGGAGAGGAGGAGUUUGUUACGGUUGGCAACAGGAAAGUACUUCUGGCAAUGCCUGACGAAAUUGAAGCGCUCAUGACAAAGUUGGUUACUUGGAUCCGCGAGAGACAGGAUACUGACUAUCACCCUUUGUUGUUGGCAACCACUGUCCAUUACGCGUUCCAGCGAAUCCAUCCGUUUUUGGACGGUAAUGGGCUUACGGCCCGUCUCCUCUCGAACUUGAUCUUAAUGAGACGUGGUUAUCCACCCAUCAUCAUCCCAGUUGAAAAGACGGAGACCUAUCUCGGUGCCUUGGCAGCGUGGGAUGGCGGGGACCCGGCCCCUUUGGUCACUUUCAUGACAGAUUUAUUGAAACAAAUGUUCUCACUGUACGAGAAAGAGUUACGGUGACACCGAAGUCUUUGAAAAGUAGUGUUGACAGGUAUGUUUAAAGAGUCGCCAACCACGAAGUUGGCUAGGUUAUAAUUUUAGUUUUUCGUCUGUCGUCGUAAUGUUUUUAGGGUUAUGGGUUACCACAGGUCAG
Seminavis robusta is the source of this 1492-nucleotide messenger RNA. Lineage: Eukaryota; Bacillariophyta; Bacillariophyceae; Naviculales; Naviculaceae. The record is from the annotation of a GenBank genome assembly.